AUGAGGGAAAGCAGAUACCAUAGCAACAGGAAGGAUGUUGAUGAAGGAAGGCAGGAUACCACAGCAACAGAGAAGGAUGUUGAUGAAGGAAGGCAGGAUACCACAGCAACAGAGAAAGUUGUUGAUGAAGGAAGGGAGGAUACUACAGCAACAGAGAAGGAUGUUGAUGAGGGAAGGCAGGAUACCACAGCAACAGAGAAGGAUGUUGAUGAAGGAAGGCAGGAUACCACAGCAACAGUGAAGGAUGUUGAUGAGAGAAGGCAGGAUACCACAGCAACAGAGAAGGAUGUUGAUGAGGGAAGGCAGGAUACCACAGCAACAGAGAAGGAUGUUGAUGAAGGAAGGCAGGAUACCACAGCAACAGAGAAAGUUGUUGAUGAAGGAAGGGAGGAUACUACAGCAACAGAGAAGGAUGUUGAUGAGGGAAGGCAGGAUACCACAGCAACAGAGAAGGAUGUUGAUGAAGGAAGGCAGGAUACCACAGCAACAGUGAAGGAUGUUGAUGAGAGAAGGCAGGAUACCACAGCAACAGAGAAGGAUGUUGAUGAGGGAAGGCAGGAUACCACAGCAACAGAGAAGGGUGUUGAUGAGGGAAGGCAGGAUACCACAGCAACAGAGAAGGAUGCUGAUGAGGGAAGGGAGGAUACCACAGCAACAGAGAAGGAUGUUGAUGAAGGAAGGGAGGAUACCACAGCAACAGAGAAGGAUGUUGAUGAAGGAAGGGAGGAUACCACAGUAACAGAGAAGGAUGUUGAUGAAGGAAGGCAGGAUACCACAGCAACAGAGAAGGAUGUUGAUGAGGGAAGGCAGGAUACCACAGCAACAGAGAAGGAUGUUGAUGAGGGAAGGCAGGAUACCACAGCAACAGAGAAGGAUGUUGAUGAGGGAAGGCAGGAUACCACAGCAACAGAGAAGGAUGUUGAUGAAGGAAGGCAGGAUACCACAGCAACAGUGAAGGAUGUUGAUGAGGGAAGGCAGGAUACCACAGUUACAGAGAAGGAUGUUGAUGAGGGAAGGCAGGAUACCACAACAACAGAGAAGGAUGUUGAUGAAGGAAGGCAGGAUACCACAACAACAGAGAAGGAUGUUGAUGAGGGAAGGCAGGAUACCACAGCAACAGAGAAGGAUGUUGAUGAGGGAAAGCAGAUACCACAGCAACAGAAAGGCAUUAAGAGAGAAUUAAAUGAAAAAAUGGAUGAAGAAGUUAGGAGAGAAAAGGGAUGA
Molecule: messenger RNA, 1224 nt
Organism: Pecten maximus
Lineage: Eukaryota; Metazoa; Mollusca; Bivalvia; Pectinida; Pectinidae
Product: midasin-like
Exons: 2
Coding region: 1-1224 (407 amino acids)
Source: RefSeq, a predicted model, not a curated record